Messenger RNA from Anguilla rostrata (American eel), 1968 nucleotides. RefSeq names its product PGC-1 and ERR-induced regulator in muscle protein 1-like. The transcript has 4 exons. Gene Ontology annotation, biological process: response to muscle activity; regulation of DNA-templated transcription. The coding region runs from base 1 to 1095 and encodes 364 amino acids. The record is from RefSeq and is a predicted model, not a curated record. Lineage: Eukaryota; Metazoa; Chordata; Actinopteri; Anguilliformes; Anguillidae. Gene Ontology annotation, cellular component: cytoplasm; nucleus.
AUGAACCAUUGUCGCGAGCUAGCUACGUUCCCUUUAAUCAAACGUCAGACAGACCAGCUUUUGUUGUCUCUUGAACGGUCCGGGCAGGCUAGCCCUACUGCCUAUUCCCAAUGUGAAACCAGUCUGUCAGACAGAACUAGCUCUAUUGUCUACUCCCUAUGUGAAACCAGUCUGUCAGGCAGAGCUAGCCCUACUGUUUACUCCCUAUGUGAAACCAGUUUGUCAGAGCUAGCCCUCCCUAUUGUCUGCUCCCUAUCUGAGAUCAGACUGUCGGACAGAGAUAGCCCUAUUGUUUCACUCUGUGACAGGGCACCAAGUGCUCUCUCCUUACCUGAGACCUACGAUUAUUUCUUCUCGGACUUUGAGGCAGGGAAUAUUUUCUUUCCUUCGAUCCGGAGUCUCAGCGCAGACACAGGCGUUCCCAUUUUUUCCUGCUCUCGCUCGGUAAAGCGGGAGUUCCAGUUCGCCGAGGAGUACGAUUGUGUCUUUCCUGAAGAGUCACCAGUUGAAUCCGAAGAUGAGGAUAGGCACUCACCAAUCCACGUGGUCACAUGCUUCGACGACCAGCCCCAUGGACCCCUGGAUGCCUUGGAUGAACACUUUUUCAUAGACAAGGACUGGCGGGGGAGUCUCUUCGGGAGGAACCUGCUGUCCCUCCGAAGACUGAGGUUCACAGGAGGGCUGUACAGCUCUCGUGAUAGGUCCACCUCCUGGGCAUUUGCAGCCACAGGCUGGAGGGAAAGAUCAUCGCUCUUCAGCACCACAGACCCAGGCAAUCCCAUGGAUGAUCGAGGCCGCAGCCAUUCUCAUCCUAACCUCUACCUGGAGAACCAGCUCUGUAACGAAUUCAGGGAGCAGAGAGACACAGGCAUGCAAGCGGUGGUCUCUUUCCCAAGAAAGGGCUUCCUCUUCACGCUCAGACAGUCUGAUAUAUGCUUGGUUUGCAUUGCCUUUGCCUCCUGGGUCCUGAAGUCUGCCAACCCACAGUCAGCAGACACUUGGAAAACAGCUCUCCUGGCGAACGUGAGUGCGAUCUCAGCUAUUCAGUACCUGCGGAGGUACAUGCGAGAGGACGCAUCAGAGAACAAGAGAUGAUGUCUCCAGGCUGUCCGGUUCAGUCCCGUCUUCCGCAAAGACUUUCCGGGGCAUUCUACUUGGGACCAGAGCUCGUGAGUGGUUUGGUGCCGAUUCACUGUGAUGUACUUUUCCUCCGGUAGUGGUGCAAGGUUAAGACAAUCUUACAAACCUAUGUUUAUUUUGAAACUGUUGUGCGUGUAGUGCCAUCAUUAUUUACUCUUCAUAUUGCUGCUUGAUAAUAUUUUCUUAUAAAGUAAUUAUUUUUAUAUAUAAAUUAGACUACAUUUUGUUGCAUUGUCCUUUCAUCAAUGCAGACAUUUGCCGAAGGAAAAGGUUUCUUCUCUGUCGAAAGCUUCUAAUUAAAAAACAGUUGUGGAAAGUACCGGAACAUGAUAGGCUGUGUCACGGGUCACAUGUGAACACCUGUUGUGCUCUGUCCAUAUGCUCUCCUGCCCUAUCCAAGUUCUCCCCAUCUGAGCUAAACAUUCGUUGGUCGGUUAUUGGUAGCAAUGAAUAUGAAAGAUGCUGCUGAUCGUGCCGUUGAUGCUUUUCUGUUUGUGUUAUUGCUGUUCAGUAGCCAAUUCUGUAAACCAAGUUUUGUUGCCAAAAUACUGCAUGUAUUUGGUUUGAUAUUUUCAGAUGACAUGAACUUAGUGAUGGUUUUGUUUAGUUUUUUAUAUGGAGAGUGUAUGUGUUAAAAUGAAUGUGAAUUUUCAGGUAGAAGUGAUUUGUCAAAGAGUCUCUGCAUCUUCAGGGUUCUGUGUUUUAUUAGAGUUUUCUGAGGCGCUAGGGUGUAGACAUGGCAGAUGUGCAAAACACUGAACAUGAAUUUAAUGAAAACCUAAAUUUGAUAUCUGUUCCAAUGAAAUAAAAAGCUUUUUCCUUAAAAAA